AUGCUCGACGAAUGGUUUUUUCUUUACAUUCCGCGACUUUUUUGCGCGCUCUCAUUUCUGGUAAAUCCUAUAUUUGUCUAUCUUAUCUUCUCUGAAAAAUCUGCUAAUUUUGGCAACUAUCGAUUUCUUCUCUUAUCUUUCGCAGUAUUCAACUUGAUCUAUUCAGUUGUGAAUGUACUUGUUCCACUGGACAUCCACAGCUAUGGUUAUUGUUGUUUCCUCACCGUCAGACAUGGGCCGUUUUCUGAAGUUUCCGAGUUCAACUUUCACAUGUUGGUCGGUCGCUGCUCUUUGGUGUCAGCUAGCUACGCAAUUAUCCUACUCCAUUUUGUCUAUCGGUACCUUGUGGUUCAAAAGUCAAGCCUUACUGACCGGAACUUCCACUGGUAUAUGACUAUAUCGGCGUUUGUUUUAGUAUUGUAUUUUGUAACAUGGCACGCAAUUUGUUACUUCCCAGGCCGUGCAAAUGUGGAAACCAGAGAGUAUAUUCGCAAAGAUUUCCUUGAGAUUUAUGGCACUGACUCAAUGAAUUGUAAUAUGAUUGGGACCUUGUUUCGUGGAGGAUCUGGGGAAACAACGUUUCGAUCAUGGGCAGCCACAAUUAUGGUAACCCUAUUAUCAGUGGCGUCUAUAUUCUCAUUUUUAAUCAUGGCUAAGAAAAUAAUGUACAAACUGAAGAAAAUGACAGUGAACGCUAGCAAAAAAACAGUGAAGCUUCAAUUUGAACUACUACGAGCAUUGAUUGUCCAAACCGUCAUUCCUAUUUUCAUCAGCUUUUCCCCAUGUCUACUUUGCUGGUAUAGUCCAGUUUUUGACAUCCAAUUGCCCAGAGGAUUCAACUACUUGGAACUUAGUGCUCUUGGACUUUUUGCGUUUGUUGACCCGGUGGCAAUAAUUCUCUGUCUUCCGAUUCUCCGGAAAAGAAUUUUUUGUUUUAACCGUCACAAUUCAUCAAUCGCGGUUGGGGUGGAGGGAAUUAAAGAUUAA
This is a messenger RNA of Caenorhabditis elegans, 987 nucleotides long. It is a transcript of the gene srj-53, whose product is annotated as Serpentine Receptor, class J. NCBI's taxonomy places the organism in Eukaryota, Metazoa, Nematoda, Chromadorea, Rhabditida, Rhabditidae. The coding region runs from base 1 to 987 and encodes 328 amino acids. The record is from RefSeq and is marked reviewed. The transcript has 5 exons.